Patella vulgata (common limpet) is the source of this 1931-nucleotide messenger RNA. RefSeq lists its product as uncharacterized. Bases 141 to 1931 code for a protein of 596 amino acids. Lineage: Eukaryota; Metazoa; Mollusca; Gastropoda; Patellidae. The record is from RefSeq and is a predicted model, not a curated record. Gene Ontology annotation, molecular function: DNA binding. Gene Ontology annotation, cellular component: nucleus. The transcript is spliced from 2 exons.
UGGCCAUUUUCGGUAUAUUUCUUUUCGGUUCUUUUUUUUCUCGCCAAUCCAGAAUUUUAAUCUACUCAAGGUUAUUUAGUACAAGAUUACAGUGGAAGUUUGCUGUGUACCAAUUUUGAAAUUUAUUCUACAAUUUGGAAAUGCCCCGACGAUAUACCCCAAAACCAGAAAGUCGGAAGCUCUGCCAAUAUUCCGCCGAGAGCCUUCAAACAGCAAUUGUAGCCUGUGAGAGGGGGAUUCUCAGCCAGAGAAAGGCUUGUGAGCAAUUCGGAAUACCAAGAGGCACACUUCAGAAUCGACUUGCUGGUAGGUUCAAUAAGCAACAUGGUGGACAGACUGUCUUCGACUCCGAAGAAGAACUAAUAUUUGCUGAAUAUCUAACUUUGUUGUCCACAUGGGGAUUCCCCUUAGAUGCAUUUGAUUUCCGUUGCAUUGUAAAGUCAUAUCUUGAUAAAUGUAAGAGAACUGAGAAGAGGUUUAAGAACAACUUGCCGAGCAGUGACUGGGUGAAUUGCUUUGUGAAACGUCACAAAGGCAGGCUUACUUCUCGAUUUUGCCAAAAUAUAAAAGUUAAGCGAGCAGAGGUGUCGGCAGAGUCAUUAAAUCAAUAUUUCGACAAUCUUGAGGCUAGUUUAGCUGAUGUUCCAAGUAGUAAUAUUCUGAAUUAUGAUGAAACGAAUCUGACAGAUGACCCUGGAAAAAAAAAAUGUAUAUUUCGUAGAGGAUCCAAAUAUCCUGAAAGGAUUAUGAAUUCAACAAAAUCCUCGACGUCACUUAUGUUUACUGCCACUGCCUCUGGUAGAUUACUUCCACUAUAUGUUGUUUAUAGAUCCAAGCAUCUGAUGAACACUUGGACAGAAUCAGGUCCAAAAAAUGCCAGAUAUAACCGGUCCAAGUCUGGAUGGUUUGAUAAUGUCUGUUUUACAGAUUGGUUUAAAAGUGUUGUCCUGCCAUGGGCACAGGAUCUUCCAGGGAAAAAAGUUGUUCUUGGGGAUAAUUUGUCAUCCCAUUUUUCAGUUGAAGUUUUAAAACUUUGUAAAGAACAUAACAUUGAGUUCAUUUGUUUCCCAGCUAAUAGUACUCACCUGUGUCAGCCACUAGAUGUGAGUGUCUUUUCAUCUGUCAAGGUUGCAUGGAGGUCAAUUCUCACUGAAUGGAAGGAAGGGCCUGGACGUAAGGCUGCAUGUAUAACAAAAGACGUUUUUCCCAGACUUCUAAAGAAACUAGUUGACAGAAACACUACCAUGUCAUCCAAUAUCAUUAGUGGAUUCAAAAAAACUGGCAUCUUCCCACUUAACAGAGAAGAAGUAAUUGACAGACUACCAAAUACAACCAAUAAUACUGUUCGUGUUGAUAUUUUUUCUGAUGUAUUCCUUAAUUCAUUAGAUAAUCUUCGUUACAGCCAAGAAACACCUACUAUUCGCCGAAAACGUGUAUCCGUUGAACCUGGAAAGAGUAUAUCGGCUGAUGAUCUGGAAACUGGUGGUCCAUCAUCAAGCAAAUGUAAGAAAACAAAGGAUGUUUUAGAAGAACCUGCAUCCAGUAAUCUUGAAUCCUCUGAUGACGAAUCAUCUUGUUCUAGUCUAUCGUCAAAUGAUUCUGUCGCUCCUGAUGAUAAUUUUGAGGUCGCUGUUGGCAAAUGGGUCAUCGUUCGAUAUCUUGUUAAAUCCCGAUGUAUCCAUUACAUUGGUCGUAUUAUUGAUACCACUUUAUCAGAUGAUGACGAAUCCAGAGAAAAUGAAAUUCUGUUUUAUGUUAUAAGCUUCCUGCGAAAGUCAAAGAGAGUUGCGAAUACCUUUGUGCCACCAAUAAAAGAAGACAUUGAUACUAUUAAGUGGGCUGAUAUCCUUAAAGUGUUGCCAUUCCCAACCAUAUCAAAAAGAAAUCACCAUAAAUUUCAAGUUAAUUUUGAUGGAUAUAAUUUACAAUGA